This is a messenger RNA of Microcebus murinus (gray mouse lemur), 2783 nucleotides long. Lineage: Eukaryota; Metazoa; Chordata; Mammalia; Primates; Cheirogaleidae. The record is from RefSeq and is a predicted model, not a curated record.
UUUUAACUAAAAAAAGUGUUAAGUGAAGCAGGUGACAUCUUUGGAGGCUGUCUUUAAACUGCCUCCAAAGGUGGAACUGCUCACCAUGACUGGACCGCCUGAGGACUUGGGAGAAGAGACCAUGGGAAAGGGGCUCCCUGAGUCUCUGGGCCUCCUCUUUGCUCCUCACCCCCAUACCGUUCCCACCCCUUCUUUGCAGCAUCCUGGCAAUAUCCUGGAGUCCAGCCAGGAGGCCACUUGCCCCGGAGGCAGGCACGGCUGGAGCCCGUGGAAGAAGGUAGAGGGAAGGGUGCUCCUGGUGGGAAGGACACCCUGCGCAAAGCAGCAAAGGACUCGGAGUGCUCGUGUGCGCCAGAGCUGGGCGCUCACGUGGCCGCAGCGUGGACAGGGGCCGCCUGGGAGGAGGCAGCUGUGGCCGCCACAGAGGCGGAGGCGUCUGGCAAACAUCACCCCAGUUGACCCUGCGUACUUGGCUAACGCUCGGCCCAAACUCGCUGCUGCCCCCGGCGGCGGAGGCCGGACACGCACCUCACGAGCCCCCUGUCGGAAUACUGUGUAGGUGGGGCACUCUACUAAUGGCUUUAUAUGCAUUAAUUUAAUCUUUGUAACAGCCCUCUGAGGUUCCAAGGAUUAAGACAUGGACGUUUUUGGAGACCAUUAUUUUGUCUACAAUAUUCUCUGGAAGAAAACAGUAGAUCCAAGUAGGAGCAGCCAGAGAGGAAGGAGGGCCAAGAGGAGAAUGAAAUAUCACAGAAGCCAGAGGAAGAGAGAGUUCCCAGGAGAGAGUGCGAGAAACAGUAACCAACACGGGAGGUUAAGUCUUCAAGCAGCUCAGCGUGCCUGUGGACAGCGUGGCCCUGGUCCCCCCAACCCUCAGGAGGGCAACACAGUACCUGGCGAGUGGCCCUGGCAGGCCAGCGUGAGGAGGCAGGGAGUCCACAUCUGCAGCGGUUCCCUGGUGGCAGACACCUGGGUCCUCACUGCUGCCCACUGCUUUGAAAAGGCGGCAACAACGGAACUGAACUCCUGGUCAGUCGUCCUGGGUUCUGUGCAGCGUGAGGGGCCAGGCCCAGGGGCUGAGGAGGUGGGAGUGACUGCCCUGCAGCUGCCCAGGACCUAUAACCACUACAGCCAGGGCUCAGACCUGGCCCUGCUGCGGCUCGCCCACCCCACAACCCACACACCCCUCUGCCUGCCCCAACCUGCCCAUCGCUUCCCCUUUGGAACCUCUUGCUGGGCCACUGGUUGGGAUCAGGAUACCAGUGACACUCCUGGGACCCUGCGGAAUCUGCGCCUGCGCCUAAUCAGCCGCCCCACAUGUAACUGUCUCUACAACAGCCUACACCAACGGCUGCUGGCCAGCCCAGCCCGGCCUGGGAUGCUGUGUGGGGGUGCCCAGGCUGGGGUGCAUGGGCCCUGUCAGGGAGAUUCUGGGGGCCCUGUGCUGUGCCGAGAGCCUGAUGGACACUGGGUUCAGGCUGGGAUCAUCAGCUUCACAUCAAGCUGUGCCCAGGAGGACACCCCCGUGCUGCUGACCGACAUGACUGCUCACAGCUCCUGGCUGCAGGCUCGAGCUCCAGGCGCAGCCUUCCUGACCCAGAACCCAGACAGCCCGGAGACAAGUGAUGAGGACAGCUGUGUAGCCUGUGGGUCCCUGAGGAGAGAAGGUCCCCAAGCAGGAGCUCCUUCCCCAUGGCCCUGGGAUGCCAGGCUGAAGCACCAGGGGAAGCUAGUCUGUGGCGGAGCCCUGGUGUCAGAGGAAGUGGUGCUGACUGCUGCCCACUGCUUCAUCGGGCGCCAGAGCCCGGAGGAGUGGAGUGUAGGGCUGGGGACCAGACCAGAGGAGUGGGGCCUGAAGCAACUCAUCCUCCAUGGUGCCUAUACUCACCCAGAGGGGGGCUAUGAUGUGGCCCUCCUGCUACUGGCCCAGCCCGUGACACUGGGCCCCGAUCUGCGGCCCCUCUGUCUGCCCUACGCUGACCACCACCUGCCUGAUGGGGAACGUGGCUGGGUCCUAGGGCUGGCUCGCCAAGGAGCAGGAAUCAGCUCCCCCCAGACAGUGCCUGUGACCCUGCUGGGGCCUAGGGCCUGUAGCCGGCUACACACAGUUCCUGGGGGUGAUGGCAGCCCCAUUCUGCCAGGGAUGGUGUGUACCAGUGCAGUGGGUGAGCUGCCCCAAUGUGAGGGCCUAUCCGGGGCACCAUUGGUACAUGAGGUGAGGGGCACAUGGUUCCUGGCUGGGCUGCACAGCUUUGGAGAUGCCUGCCAAGGCCCUGCCAGGCCCGCAGUCUUCGCAGCACUCCCUGCCUAUGAGGACUGGAUCAGCAGUUUGGACUGGCAGGUCUACUUCGCAGAGGCGCCAGAGCCUGAGGCUGAGACUGGAAGCUGCUUGGCUAACAUGAGCCAACCAGCCAGCUGCUGACGCACAACUCUGGGCUGUUCACAGGACAUGAGAACACAUCCAGGCAGUUCCUGCCUCACCGCCCCUGUGCCUCCCCAUCCCCGACCCAUGUGUGGCUCCAGGCCCAGGGGCAGGCCCCAAAGCCCAGGUGGCUGUGGGCAGAAACCUGCCCAGGACCAGAUGCCCCCAUUCCCCUGCAGGACAGGGAUGCCACCUGCGAUGCUCCCACACCAGCCCUGCUGUUCCAUGCAGGCAUCUCCAGCUUUCCCUGCCCUUCCUCCUCUCAGAUACAAUCACGCCAGGCACAUGUUUUGAAAAUUUCUUUUUUUGGGGGGAGCAAUUUUCCUUUUUUUAAAACUUAAAUAAAUUGUUACAAAAUAGA